GCAAAAUCUAUAUGAGUUACGCCUACCGAUGAGAUUAGGGAGAUCGUUCCUUACAUCGCUAACAUCAUGUUCGUCUGCAGCAUGAUGUCUCUAAUCUGCCUCGCCAUCACGCUCUUCAUAUUCUGCUACUUCAAGUCGCUACAGUGCAGCCGCAUCUCCAUACACAAGAAUCUCGCCGUCGCCUUUCUCAUCCGCUUUGUCUUCCAGCUAGUUUUCAUCGAGCCGUAUUUCUCACAGCGACCAAAAUCUUACAGAGACAUAGACUGGUUGUGUAAGACGCUGACUACGCUCAACCUAUUCUCUAUGAUGGCCAGCAUCUUCUGGAUGUUCGUAGAAGGUCUGUUUCUCCACAACAGGAUCGCUGUGUCCGUGUUCGAUACGGAAGCUCCCUUUCUACUCUUCUACUUCAUAGGAUGGGGUUUGCCGUCCGUGUUCACGGUAACCUGGGCGCUCGUCAGAGAGCUGGCCUACACUAACGAGGUGGAAGUAGACCUGAAGCGCUAUAUCAACGAUGAAGAAUGCUGGGGAGGAGACUUCGAGGGUAGAGCAUCCACGUGGAUCCUCGUCGCUCCGGCCAUGUUAGUGCUCGUGGUGAAUCUCAUCUUCCUCGUCAACAUCAUCCGCAUCCUCGUGACGAAGCUGCGAGCGAACAACGCGCGCGAGUCGGAGGCGGCGCAGUGGCGCAAGGCGAUCAAGGCUACGGCGAUCCUGCUGCCGCUACUCGGCAUCACGAACCUGCUCUUCUUCUACAAUCCGAAGGACAAGGGUCCCAUGGAGAAGGCGUAUCUCUUCAUCAACGCCUUGCUGCAAAACUCGCAGGGAAUCUUCGUCGCUGUACUCUACUGCUUUCUGAACGCAGAGGUCCGCCAGUGCAUACGGCGGCGCUACGAGCGCAUCAUGCUGCGUCGCAGCACCGGUGGCGCCAUCGCUAACAUGCGCAGUAGAGGCUCGCGCACGUCGACGAUGUUUCUGUCGCAGUCGGACGUCGCGCUCGCCAUCACGUUCCGCAACAAGUUCAUGUCGCGCAAGAGCCGCAACGGCGGCGAGUGCGACAAAACCCCGCCGGACCCCGUGCCUCCGUCGCCGCCCACCUCUAACGGGCUCGGCCGCGAUGACGUCAUCACGCCGACGCGUCCAAACACGUACAUGCUCGACAUCGACGCCGACGUCGAGAACAACGACUACUACUCGCCGAUCGCCGACGAGCGUCUAUAGCAACCGCGGGAAAAUGGCGAGAGCGUGACGUCACGACGAAGGCGGCCAUUUCUCCAAUACGGCUGCGUCCGAACUAGAUAGAGUAGGUACGUCCGAAAGAUGAGAGUCAGUGCGUCAUCUAAGAGCAGCUACGCGUAAAAUCUUUGUACGUACGCUGGCGUGAACAUACAUAGCAAUGCUAUUGUAGACGUUGGGGAGGGGAGCAAGUGUGAGGAAGAGGUUACAUACUGCGGUACUAUAUGCUAUACCCUGCAUGGGUGGCGGUAGAAACAUGAAAUGCGUUAGCGACCGCAUUAGGAUUCAAGCGGUGUCCAAGGUGAUGAUACCCUACGUCGCAUUUACGUGUCACGUCACGUCACGGCUGCCGCCGACGCCGACGACGGCGUCGAUUUAGCCGACGCACGAAGAAGCGGAUGAUAUCGGAAUACAUGGUUACGAUAUUAGAAAUCACCGUGUUUCGCCUGCCGCCGCCGCCGCGACGUCGAUAUGCAGUUAAAGACACGAGUGAGACGAGUAAUGGUCGCAGAAGUGCAUUAUGAAUUCAUCGUGUCGCGUCUAGACUGUGCGAAACACGUCACGCGCGGUGCGAAUAUCUCCGCAUGUGUCUACGUGUUAACAUAAUUAAAUACUACUCUGUAUAUAUUCUAUUAUCGCGUGAAUUCUUUUUAUAAGAAACAUGAUUGUGAGCAUUAUUA
This is a messenger RNA of Priapulus caudatus, 1910 nucleotides long. RefSeq names its product corticotropin-releasing factor receptor 2-like. Bases 67 to 1215 code for a protein of 382 amino acids. The record is from RefSeq and is a predicted model, not a curated record. Gene Ontology annotation, cellular component: plasma membrane. Lineage: Eukaryota; Metazoa; Priapulida; Priapulimorpha; Priapulimorphida; Priapulidae. Gene Ontology annotation, biological process: adenylate cyclase-modulating G protein-coupled receptor signaling pathway; cell surface receptor signaling pathway. Gene Ontology annotation, molecular function: G protein-coupled peptide receptor activity; peptide hormone binding. The transcript is spliced from 8 exons.